Didymella exigua CBS 183.55 is the source of this 522-nucleotide messenger RNA. RefSeq lists its product as uncharacterized. Lineage: Eukaryota; Fungi; Ascomycota; Dothideomycetes; Pleosporales; Didymellaceae. The transcript has 4 exons. The record is from RefSeq and is a predicted model, not a curated record. Bases 1 to 522 code for a protein of 173 amino acids.
AUGUACGAUCUCUACAACUGCACUGAUGUCCAGUCAAAUCUACUCCAGAUGUUUAGCGAUCGGAAACUCGAAGUCCAGGCAGCCCAACGAAUUACCGUCUUCAGCGUAGUGCCAGCAAUGAGUGACAUCCUCGAUGUCUCUCUCGAUGUCUCUCUCCAGGUCCAGAGCAUGUUACAAGGAAUAGAUGAAGAUGGGCGAAUCCACAAUCGGCGAGAUGAUAUACAGAAUGCGUGCGAGCUCAUUGGUAACUGUUCGCGUUUAGCUAUCAAGCAGCGCCGCGCAUCCAUUUCCAGAGCGAACACUGCUUGUCGUGGUGCAUCGUUUCAGCUCUCCCGUGGUCUCUUCGAGUACUUAACGCUUUCCCUGAUUGGUGGGGGCAUCCACAUGGUAAUCCUUUCUCUUCAAUUAGGCCCGUGUUACCCACCACUCCCACUUUCCCAAUCCACGGCUGGGCAACUCCUGAACGAGAACCAACGUCUGCACACUUUCAUCCUUCAUGCAGCCAGAUGGAAAAAUGCUUGA